AGGAUUUGGCGCGAACUCGUCUGUUGUUGUGCUGCGUUGCCGUCGCUGUCAGAGAGCGAACGAUAGCAGUCUGAUAGUCAUGGCUCCUGUGUCAAACUCAGACAAAGACGUGGACGCUCAGGAUGGCGCUGACGGCGGUGAUGACUGUGGUCUGGCCAAGUCUCGCUCCAGGCGGGAGAAGAGGGAGAAGGUGGGCAGAAAGUCUGCGCUUGAGCAAAUCAAGAAAGCCAAGAUGGGAGAGAAGAUUAAAUACGAGGUGAAGGAGUUUGCCAGCGUGUACGAGGAGGUGGAUGAGGAUCAAUACUCAAAGAUGGUACGAGAUAGGCAAGAGGACGACUGGAUUAUCGACGAUGACGGUACUGGAUAUGUUGAGGAUGGACGAGAAAUCUUUGAUGAUGAUUUGGAUGAAGAUGUGGUGGAAAAGAAAGGUAAAGGAGGAAAUAAAGGAGCAGAGUCAAAGAAAAGUAUGAAGAAACCUGUUGUAGCCAAGAAUAACACCAUAAAGAGCCUCUUCAUGAACAGCAAUGUCAAAAGGCCCUCAGAGAAAGAUGUUGAUUUGUCCAAAGAUGACUUGUUAGGAGAUAUCUUACAGGACCUGCACUCUGAGAAACCAGCUCUUCUGGGCCCUCCGCCAGUGGUCACUCUAAAGAAGAGGAAGUCCGUAGGAUCCCCCAUGAAUCCCUUCUCCCUCAAACCACAGAUGCGAAAGGCGUCUCCCUCACCUGCGGGGCCAAAGGCCAGAGUGAUCGGGCCUCCACCUGCAGACCCCACUCCCUCUCCGUCAGCGCACCGUCCUCCCUCCAAACCAGCGCCGUCUCGGGAAAAGCCUCAGGUGGAGGAAGAGGAGCUGAAGAAAGAGGAAGAGAAUGACACAUUAGCAUUUGAUGGGGUGGAUUUUGAUGAACCGAUGGAGAUUGGGAUUGAGGAGGAAAAAGCGGUUAAAGAGGAUCCCGAACCGCAACCUAAAGCAGCGUCGGAGGUGGCCUCAGCUAAAGUCCAGCCAAAAGCCAAGCCUCUUGAUCCCUUUGUCUUGGGAGUUGGAGGCUCUUGGGGUCAAGAUGAGGAUGCAGGAGUCAGUGAAGCUCCUGCAGACGUGCAGGUGGACUCCAGCCGGCUCCCACUGGUAGAGGGGACGGAUGGAGACCAGGUCUUUCGCUUCUAUUGGUUGGACGCCUUUGAAGACCCGUACAACCAACCAGGUGUGGUCUACCUGUUUGGGAAAGUGUGGAUCGAGUCAGCGAAGUCUCACGUCAGCUGCUGCGUUACUGUAAAGAACAUCGAGCGGACCAUGUACCUGCUUCCUCGUGAAUAUAAAACAAAUCCCAAAACUGGCGAGGUAUCCGACACACCAGUGGGGAUGAUGGAUGUUUACCAGGAGUUCAACGACCUCUCUGAGAAGUUUAAGAUUAUGAAGUUCAAAUCUAAGAAAGUGGAAAGGAACUAUGCUUUUGAAAUCCCUGAUGUGCCCAGUCAGUGCGAGUACCUGGAAGUCAGAUACUCUACGGAGUACUCCACCCUGCCGUCUGACCUUAAGGGGACAACUUUUUCCCAUGUUUUUGGGACUAACACUUCCAGUCUGGAGCACUUCCUCCUCGGCAGGAAAAUUAAAGGCCCUUGUUGGUUGGAUAUCAAGACGCCUCAGCUGAUGAACCAGCCCGUCAGCUGGUGUAAAGUGGAGGCUCUCGCUGUGAGGAGCGACUUGGUCAACGUGAUCAAAGACAUUCCUCCUCCUCCCAUCACUGUCAUGUCCAUCAGCCUCAAGACUGUCCAGAACCCCAAGACGCACCACAACGAGAUUGUGUCUCUUGCUGCACUUAUCCACUAUCAAUUCCAUAUGGAUAAAGCUCCUCCCAAACCUCCAUAUCAGACCCAUUUCUGUGUGGUCAGUAAACCUGUCGACUGCAUCUUCCCUUAUGACUUCAAAGAUGCUGUGAGGAAGAAGAACGGUAAAGUGGAGAUUGCUGCUACGGAGCGGACUCUGCUCGGCUUCUUCUUGGCCAAGAUGCACAAGAUUGACCCUGAUGUACUUGUGGGUCAUGACAUCUUUGGUUUUGAUCUGGAAGUUCUUCUGCAGAGGAUCAAUGCAUGCAAAGUUCCCCACUGGUCAAAGAUUGGACGCCUCAGGAGGGCCAAUAUGCCCAAAUUAGGGGGCCGUGGUUCCUUUGCAGAGAAGAGUGCUACCUGCGGCCGUCUGGUGUGUGACGUGGAAAUCUCAGCUAAAGAGCUGAUUCGCUGUAAAAGCUAUCAUCUGACCGAGCUCACCUCACAGGUGCUCAAGAUGGAGAGAGUCGCAGUCCCUCAGGAGGAAAUCAAAAAUCUCUACAGUGACUCUCCUCACCUGCUGUACCUGUUGGAGUUGACGUGGACCGAUACCAAGCUGAUCCUCCAGAUCAUGUGUGAGCUCAACGUGCUGCCGCUCGCCCUGCAGAUCACCAACAUCGCUGGCAAUGUCAUGUCUCGAACUCUGAUGGGCGGCCGGUCUGAGAGGAAUGAGUUCCUGCUGCUUCACGCCUUUCAUGACAAAAACUACAUUGUCCCCGACAAACUGUCCUUUAGAAAGGCCCAGCUGGAGAUGGCUGAGGGAGAAGACGAUAUGGACGCUGGGAAAGGCAAGAGGAAGAAAAAGGCGGCCUAUGCUGGAGGUCUGGUUCUGGAUCCGAAAGUUGGUUUCUACGACAAGUUUGUGCUGCUCCUUGACUUCAACAGCUUGUAUCCCUCAAUCAUCCAAGAGUUCAACAUCUGCUUCACCACCGUGCAGCGGGAGGCUCACAACGCAAAGAAGAAGAGGACGGACGAAGAUGAUCACGAGGAAAUUCCCGAGAUCCCAGAUCCCGACCUGGAAAUGGGGAUCCUGCCCAAGGAAAUUAGGAAGUUGGUGGAACGACGUAAACAAGUCAAAACGCUCAUGAAACAGCAAGACAUCAACCCAGAUCUCUACAUGCAGUACGACAUCCGUCAGAAAGCCUUGAAACUGACGGCUAACAGUAUGUACGGCUGCUUGGGGUUCAGCUACAGCCGCUUCUAUGCAAAGCCACUUGCUGCCCUGGUCACACACAAAGGUCGAGAGAUUCUAAUGCACACCAAGGACAUGGUUCAGAAGAUGAAUCUGGAGGUGAUCUAUGGAGAUACUGACUCCAUCAUGAUCAACACCAACAGCAAGUCACUGGAGGAAGUCUUCAAACUUGGAAAUAAGGUAAAGGCAGAAGUGAACAAGCUCUAUAAACUCCUGGAGAUUGACAUUGAUGGCGUGUUUAAGUCGCUUUUGCUGCUCAAGAAGAAGAAAUAUGCAGCCCUAUUGGUUGAGCAUCACGGGGAAGGCCGGUUCAGUGUGAAGCAGGAACUCAAAGGCUUGGACAUCGUCCGCAGGGACUGGUGUGACCUCGCCAAAGAAUGUGGCAACUAUGUGAUUGGUCAGAUCUUGUCAGACCAGAGCCGUGACGUCAUCGUGGAAAACAUCCAGAAACAUCUUGUGGAGGUCGGAGAGAAAGUAGCCAACGGAGACAUUCCUCUCAACCAGUACGAGAUACACAAGGCCCUGACGAAGGAUCCUCAGGACUACCCUGAUAAGAAGAGUCUCCCCCACGUCCACGUAGCUCUGUGGAUCAACUCGCAGGGGGGUCGCAGAGUCAAAGCUGGAGAUACUGUAUCUUACCUCAUUUGCAAGGACGGCUCCACGUUGGCCGCCAGUCAGAGAGCGUACGCGUUAGAGCAGCUCCAGAAGCAGGAGGGUCUCAGCCUGGAUACGCAGUACUACCUGGCCCAGCAGGUCCAUCCCGUGGUGUCUCGCAUCUGUGACCCCAUUGAAGGCUUCGACAACGUGCUCAUAGCUACAUGGCUGGGUCUGGACCCGACUCAGUUCAGAUCCCAGCAGCAGUAUCAGCGGGAGGAGGAAACAGACGCCACGCUGGGAGUGCCAAUCCAGCUGACCGACGAGGAGCGUUACAAAGACUGCGAGAGGUUUACGUUCACCUGCCCUGGGUGCGGGACUGACAACAUCUACGACAACGUCUUUGAAGGAGCGGGCACCAACGUGGAGCCCAGUUUGUUGCGGUGCUGCAACAACGAUUGUAAGAUUCAGCCCGUUGACUACAUGGUCAACAUCCGCAACAAACUUCUCCUCGACAUCCGGCGCCACAUCAAAAGAUAUUACUCUGGCUGGUUGGUGUGUGAGGACCAGGCCUGCCAGAACAGGACGAGGCGUCUGCCCGUCGCCUUCUCCCGGCACGGACCCAUCUGUCCCGCCUGCAGCAGAGCUACGCUCAGGCCCGAGUACUCGGAGAAGGCCCUGUACAACCAGCUCUGCUUCUACAAAUUCCUCUUCGACUGGGACUACGCAGCAACCAAAAUACUAACAAGUGAUGAAAGACACAACCUGAAGCGGUUUAGCCGUGAAAAGGAGGACUACGGGAAGCUGAAGGAGGUGCCGGACAAAGCCUUGGCAGCCAGCAGCUACUCGGAGAUCAACCUGUCCAAACUCUUCCAAGCUUUCUCAUCCCUCAAAUAAAAAUGACUCGUUCACAGAGACUGCACCGCCGACGUGAAGGUGGAGGUUCGCCCAUCUGACCACAUGAGGGUUUGGUUUGACAGACGUGCUGUUGGUGUUGUAAGACUUUGCUCUGAUGUGGCUCCUACCUCGAGCUAAUGGGCUUGUUAUAUACGUUUAAACACCGAUCACACCUUCCACUCGUCCAGUUUCUCUCACGCAGACUCCUGACUUAACCUCAUCACAGCAGCAAUCAUACCUAAAUGACAGUCUAUUGUAUGUGCAAAGGCGAGUUGAGGCGAGAUAUUUGUGUGCGUGAGGGGUAAAACUGACUCCUCUUCAGAGCCGCCUGGCCACUCCAGCAGCAGCUAAUUAGCCAAUGAUAGUGACCCGAGCCGCAGAGACCGCCGGCUGCCCGCCGCGCUCGGACACUUGUUCUGAUUGCCACCAUUCAUCGCGUGCGAGUGUGACGAGUGCGUGUCAGAUCGCUGGAUGAAAGAAAGGAGUGCGAUGGACGCAGGGAGUGGCGGGGUGAGGAAGGCCACACGUGCUGCUCCUCCGCUCUUUUGUCCCCGUAUCGAACAGCUGAUCCUCUUCUCCUCCACUGCCUCUGUUUAACUGAUGUCAUCUCAUCCCUUUCAUCCUUUUUUUUUUCCUCUUCCUCUCCCUUAAAAUUGAGCGUUGAGGCAUGUAAUUUUAUAUGUAUUAGAGUUUUUCAUGUUUCAUUAGGGUGCCCGUCUUUUUGUAAUAAGCAGAAUGUUUCAUAUUGGGUAUUUUGAUAUUGAUUUUAAUGUUUUUGAUACUGAAACCUCAAUAAAAGA
Messenger RNA from Cololabis saira (Pacific saury), 5304 nucleotides. RefSeq names its product polymerase (DNA directed), alpha 1 (gene pola1). Gene Ontology annotation, molecular function: DNA replication origin binding; purine nucleotide binding; chromatin binding. The transcript has 37 exons. The record is from RefSeq and is a predicted model, not a curated record. Gene Ontology annotation, biological process: mitotic DNA replication initiation; leading strand elongation; DNA replication. The coding region runs from base 80 to 4504 and encodes 1474 amino acids. Gene Ontology annotation, cellular component: alpha DNA polymerase:primase complex. Lineage: Eukaryota; Metazoa; Chordata; Actinopteri; Beloniformes; Belonidae.